CUUUGGACGUCAAAUAUUCAAGUAUUCCGACAUCUAAGCUAUAAAUUUCUUUAGUCUUUAUGUUCUCACGAUUUACAUAGCCAAAUUCACAAGAAGUGUAAACAAAAUUUUCUUUAAGAGCCAAGCAACAAUUUUGAUUUUUAUACGUUAUUGCAAAAGUGAGCUGUGACAAUGUCGAAGGCCUCACGUUUGGAGCAGGAGAUACUGCUACUGCGCCAGGAGCUGGCCCUGAUGCGCUCGGAUCGCGAUGAGCUCUACCGGAUGCAUGCCAACCAUUUCGAGCUGUGCGACGGCGGCGGCGAAUGCUGCCAAAGGUCUCAGAUUGAUGUUAAAAAGCUUGCCAAAACGGGUCAAACAAAUCAGGAGUUGUACAUUGCCUAUCUGGAGGAGCAGAUACAAAGAACGCGCUUAAAGUACAAGAAGCAAAUGGGCGAGGUCAAGUCCAGCGCCACCCAACUGGAAACGCAGCUGCAAAGCGUGCGCCAGGACAUGACCUGCAUCAGCGCCAAGGCGCAGCAGGUGGACAGGCUGCAGAGUAACGUAAAGGAACUCAUGUCCAAGCUGAAACGCCGUGACAUGAUCAUAGCACGCUAUAAUGAGCAGCACGCUGAGUUCUUGGGACUAAUUGAAAAUUUGGACCAGAAGUCAAAUCACGAACAGAAGGUCCCAAAGCAGUUCACAAAUCUUCAAAAAUCGGAUGCUUUUGAGGUCGAUAGCUGUGACGGGGAGGGAAAGGAUUCGGAUAUUUGCACCAGGUGCAAACCUGGAAAGAAACCAAACUUUUCCUGUCUAGGCACAGCACUCAGAAACAAACUGCACCGCAAUUAGCUACAUAUGUUCCAAGCCGAUCAACAAGUUGUAACAAGAUUUCAAUAUUUAUAUAUCAUCGUAUUUUUUGUUUUAAAUUAAAUUCUUGUAUUGUUUCAAAGUAUUAAAACUGUAUGCAUAGCGAAA
Molecule: messenger RNA, 954 nt
Organism: Drosophila montana
Lineage: Eukaryota; Metazoa; Arthropoda; Insecta; Diptera; Drosophilidae
Exons: 1
Coding region: 172-828 (218 amino acids)
Source: RefSeq, a predicted model, not a curated record